GUGAGGUUGCCGGUUGGUGAGGGGAUAUCCGAGGUCAGGCUGAGAAUGCGACCCCCCGGCGCUAUAGGAAGCGGCAUGAGAGCGCGUGGGGAAAAGCAGCAGCGCGGACGAGGCGCGGCCGCAGAGCGGACAAGGACGCGGCACGAGCGGCAGCAGCACCACGGGCGUACGAGGCGCGCUAACGCAGCGGAGUCGGACGCGCGAAGGGACCCGCUCCGCCUUGUGCAGCAGCAGCAGCAGCAGCAGCAACAGCAGCGGCAACAGCAGCGGCAGCAGCAGGAGGAGGAGCAGGAGGAGACGCGCGCAACGAGGAUGAUGCAGCGACCCUUGGGCGCCGCUUUCAGCAUCGACGCCCUGAUCGGCAACUCGCCGCCGCCGCAGCCGCACAGCGCCCGACCCUUCCUGUAUGCGGGGUACCCGGUGUUCCUGCCCUACCGGCCCGUGGUCAUCCCCACCCCGGCGCUGCCCCACACCGCCACGCUGCCCGCCGUGCCCACGCUCAACCCGCUGCCGCUGCCCAACAGCUUCUAUGCGUCGCUGCCGCAGGGCCUGCCCACUGUGAGCCCGCUGCCCACGCUGCCCGGCGGGGAGGAGUGCGCCAAGGGCUACUCGGACGAGCUGCACGGCACGAAGCUGCCCCUGCAGCUGCAGGGGCACCGGUUCGGACUCGAUGUGCGGCGUGACGUGGGGGACGGGGAGCGGAUACCGACGCCUGGUCGGGACCGCCACUCCGCGUUCCUGUGCCGCGACUCGAGGCUCGACUCCAUCGUGAACGUGAACUCUGACGAUGACUCGGUGGACCCGGGCUGCGGCGAUCGGCGGGGCAAAGACGACUCGUCCUGCGGCGACAGCGACCCCGACUUCAGCGCAGCCGAGGACCACGCGACCCCGCUCGGCUACGCGCGACCCGACAGCCGCGCCACGUCGCCCUCCGACUGCGGGGGCGACCUCCUGCAGCAGAGGCGGGACGCGCUCAAGGCAGCCGCCGCCGCCGCCGCCGGGCUCUCGGGUGCCGUGGGGGCGGGACCGCCGGGUUCCGUGGGGCUCGGAGCCGGGGGUCUCUCGACCGGAGCCGCCGGGGUCGCGGGCAAGAGCCGGCGGCGGCGCACGGCGUUCACGAGCGAGCAGCUGCUGGAGCUGGAGAAGGAGUUCCACUGCAAGAAGUACCUGUCGCUCACGGAGCGCUCGCACAUCGCGCACGCGCUGCGUCUCAGCGAGGUGCAGGUGAAGAUCUGGUUCCAGAACCGGCGCGCCAAGUGGAAGCGCGUCAAGGCGGGGAACGUGAGCGCGCGGGCCGGCGAGCCGGCGCGCAACCCCAAGCUCGUGGUGCCCAUCCCCGUGCACGUGACGCGCUUCGCGGUGCGCGGGCAGCACCAGGCCGGGGAUCACGGGGCCAGGCCGUGAGGGUUCUGGUAGGGCCCGGCGAGAGGGCGAGAGAGGGACGAGGUGGUAGGGGUUGGCCGGAUUCCCCCCGGGGGACACGAUUUUCUACCGGAGCUGUUGUUGUUGUUACUCGCGUGACGGUGAUGGUGAUGAUGAUCGACCCUCUCAACAUCACGAUUGCUACUGUCACCCGUUAUUAUCGCUGCCACUGUUAUUGUGUCCACGACCACAAUCAGCAUCGCUCUCAUUAUUCCCAUCGCAUUCGUAUGACCGUCGUUAUAACUAACUUCACGACCAGAGUCAUCGUUACAAGAACUAACAAUGCCGUCAGCACUACCACUGUCACUAUCACUGCCAUCGUAAUCACAAUCGCCACGAUCACCGCCACCAACACGGCAACUAAGCACUUGCCCUUACAACCCUUGCCACGACUAUCACAAUCAUUGCCAUCACCACCAUCAGCAUCAUAAAUACAAGUGCUACUAUUUUCACGAAAACUACAUUCUCCACUCCAACUACCAACAUCCUCACCAUAAUCACCAACCUGUCACCCAUCCUGAUCUGCGCUACAUUUCCACCCUCAACGCCACCACCAUCAUCACUACCACUUCCAUCAUAUCCAUCACCACAACUCGCACAAGCGCCAACGUAACCACAAUCAUCCUCGCCACUGUCGCCACGUACCAACCUCGCCAUCAUUGCCACAACCACCACCACCGCGAUUAUUUCCGCCACGAGCAGCAGCAGCAGCAGCAGCAGAGCGCUGAAGGAAGAGUGCGACUCGUAGGGACGGGAUCGACCUUUCCCUUCUGCAUGGCCGAGGUGUUUUAUGUUUUUUUAAAAGAAAGUCACAGAUUUGCAUUGAGAGUACUGUGUUAAUAACACGAGCACAGCGGUGUGAAAAUAACCGAUACAACAACAGCAGCGGCAGCAACAGGAGGUCGUCACGUGAAGUCAAAGAUGACCACCCGUGCCCAAAGGGGGUCUUUGUUCUGUUGUUGUUACGAGUAAUCUUGUAUCACGAGCGCGGACAUCAUCUCCGGUAAGAACUGAAACGUCGCAAAUGAAACGCGAGAAGACAUGAGACUGAACGCGACAAAAAAACUUGAAAUUGUAACGAUUGCAUCGCUUCGAGCGGUCGUGCUGCUAUGAGAAAGCAGCUCCCCCCCCCCCCCCCCCACCACGUGAUGCGGUUGUUUCGGGUUGUACUGCGUGUUGUUCGGCAAAGGUGUACCGACGUUUCGCACCACUUACGUGCUGGGAAGAAUCUACAUCAGUUCGUGAACGAGCUAAACUACUGAGACGGAAAGAUAAGAAGUCGAGCGAUCGGCACGUGCUCGGCAAGGUGGCAGAGACCUCGGGUGACGCCUCUGGGCUGACGGAACCAGGGUUGGUGGAACCGGGAAAUUUGCGCGUCUUGGCCGGGCGCGUGCGAACAGUGAAGUGCGUGAGUCAAGCCCGGGCCACGUGCGAGUUGACCCGGACCCAUACUGAACAUCUGUGACGAAGAAGAAGAAAAAAAAAUGAGCUUCAUUUGCUCAUCGGAUUCUUCCUGCAGUCUCAAUCAAGAUUCUGAGCGAGCGUGCGAGCGAGCGGGCGGACUAACGCCUCUCACCAAUGAAGGAACAUUUGCACUGAACCGACUGCUUCUAAACAUUCCGGGCGCUUGAACGAAGCUCCGUGAUUCUCGAGACUCGGCGCGGCAAGGCCAUUAUUGGCUCUUCUUGCUCGUGUGUUUGUGUGUAUGUAUAUAUAUACAUACACGCACGCUUAGUAUAUAUACACACAAAUAAAACCCCGGGUUGUGUGUAGUGUACAUAUACAGUAAUGCUGCUAGGUUAAUUUACAUCUAGCGAAGAGAAAGUGGCGGAGAAGACAUAAUUACGGAUCGAUAAUGUGUGGAUAUGUAGCUGUAAACGUCGCCACAAUUCCACUCCCUGCCCCCCAAAACCCUCCCACCCCACCCCCGGGCCCCCUUACCUCCGUGUUUGUUAUAUUGAUCUCAGACGUCGCCUGCAUGUAAUAGCUGUUUGUAGACUUGUUCAAUAUUAUUAAAUGGUGGCCGCUUUGUGUGCCGUGACGCUAAUCCUCCUCCACGCGACGUUGUCGACGAUCGAUCACCUAAAGGUUUUUUUUGUGUGUGCGGUGCGCAACAAAAACACUUUAAAAAAAGAGAAGAAAAAAAAAGAAACUGCGAUUCGGCCGUGGCCGCGUCCGCGUAACGGGGAGUGGCGGGGACGAGGAAACCAGCGCUGAUACGGCGUGUUGGGGGGUUGGGGGGGGAAGAGUUUCUUCACGUCGCGUUAGGACAGCGCGUUGUGUUGAAGACGCGUGCGUCUCGCGUGCCAAACCAGGGGGGGGGCCGCGCUCCGGAAAAUAUCGAGGGUGCGUGGGCCGAGUCAAAGCACCUGCAUGCCGACAGAAGCAGACGUUCGCCACCAAGCGACGCUCGACGUCGACACGGCGCGUGUGCCAGGCUAGGUGCACCGCGAGGCGCUUUGCUGCAUGUACAACGACAGACAUGCGGCACGCACACUGGGGGCCCCGCGUAACGGCCAAUCGCGGCCCAGCGGUGACGCGCUCGCCACCUGUUGGGGACCUUCGCGGUUGUAACCAAGCGGCCGCCCCAGCUCAUUGCUCGCGGGUGGAAUACAUCGCAAUGCGCGCCGCCGUCUGCCUCGCGGCGGGACUUUCAAGGACGACUUUGCCCGGCGUCAUUCGCAAGAGUGGGCUAUUGGUUUAUUUUAUUUUUUGCCGUGAAGGUCCAAAUUUGGCAAAAUUUGAAAAGUGACCCACAAAUUACUCGAUUACCAGGAUUAUACCGAUACAUCGGAAACCCUCCAGGUCACUCUUGCAAAUUAGACUGUGAUAGUUUCUUGAGUUCUCACCCAUUAAUAGAAAAUAAACUUGAAGCAUAUUUGCAGUAACAUGCACACGCGCAGACAUAACGCUGUUCAUCGUGUGUAUACGGUACUUGUAGUGAGUGUACAGUACUUGUAUGCAGUACUUGUUGUAUGUAUACAGUACUCGUAUGUAUAAAGUACUUGAAGAAAAGAAGACUCGAUGUGAAAUAAAAAAAUUACGCUCUUGUGUAGAACGAUCGCGGCCUAACAACUUCGCGGUGUAUAGAUUGUAUGUAUGUACAUUUCAAGUUGAAAUAAAUUAUGUUUUUUUUUCCUUCUUCCCGAUAAAAAAAGAACCCCGCA
Lethenteron reissneri (Far Eastern brook lamprey) is the source of this 4589-nucleotide messenger RNA. RefSeq names its product homeobox protein GBX-2-like. Gene Ontology annotation, molecular function: DNA-binding transcription factor activity, RNA polymerase II-specific; RNA polymerase II transcription regulatory region sequence-specific DNA binding. Gene Ontology annotation, biological process: regulation of transcription by RNA polymerase II; regulation of nervous system development. Lineage: Eukaryota; Metazoa; Chordata; Hyperoartia; Petromyzontiformes; Petromyzontidae. The record is from RefSeq and is a predicted model, not a curated record. Gene Ontology annotation, cellular component: nucleus.